AUGUGGAACCGCAGGGUCCAACCAAUCGGCGACCUGGCUCUUGAUAGUGCAGGAUGUUCGAGGGCGAAGCUACCAGAAGACGUUUCCUCCGAGGAAUUAAGCAGAUUGAUUUUGAGUCAUCCGUGGACCCAGCUCUGGAUUACAGACCAUGUGCAGAGGCCCUUGCCCAUCCACGAUUUCUCUGAAUCGCAAUCAUCUUCGUUCCUCCAUUAUCUAUGUUUGUGCUUCCCUAAAAUAAGGGACAUGUGGUAA
Molecule: messenger RNA, 252 nt
Organism: Nezara viridula (southern green stink bug)
Lineage: Eukaryota; Metazoa; Arthropoda; Insecta; Hemiptera; Pentatomidae
Source: the annotation of a GenBank genome assembly